GAGGAGGUGGAAGAAGGAGCGGUUAGAUGGGAGGUUAGGAAGGUUGUAACUUUGAAACAGAAACUAAGGAAAUUUGGAAAUUUUUCAAGUUCACUAUUAAUAGGAUCUGUUGUAGUUUAAGGCAUAGACUUGUGCUUCAUCAAAAGUAAUGUUUUAGCAACAGAUUUACACGCCUGAGCUGCUUUCUCUACAUCAAACCUCCAUAACUUCAUCACCAGAGUGGUCAGCAGGUUGAUUUUCCAGCAGGACGCUUCCUCCCUCUGAGGUCUGGACAGAAGUGCUUUCCAUCAUGAAGACUCUUUUUUGGUCUGCCAUUCUGCUGCAGCUCUUUAAAACUUGUUGGAGCCAAUUUCCUCGCCCCUGUGCCAAUUCAGAGGGACUGCGAACCAAGGAGUGCUGUCCGGUGUGGAGUGGAGAUGGCUCGCCCUGUGGGGCGCUGUCCGGUCGCGGGUUCUGUGCAGACGUGUUGGUUUCAGACGAGCCCAACGGGCCGCAGUACCCACACAGCGGGAUCGAUGACAGGGAGCGCUGGCCUUUAGCUUUCUUCAACCGGACGUGUCGUUGUGCAGGAAACUAUGGAGGGUUUAACUGUGGGGAAUGCAAAUUUGGGUACUGGGGCUCCAACUGUGCUGAGUACAGAGAGUCAGUGCGCAGGAACAUCAUGACCAUGUCUACUACUGAGCAACAAAAGUUCAUUUCGUAUCUAAAUCUGGCCAAAAACACCAUCAACCCAGACUAUGUCAUCAGUACAGGUACAAGAGCAGAGAUGGGGGAGAACGGAGAGAGCCCCAUGUUCUCAGACAUCAACACCUACGACCUGUUUGUCUGGAUUCACUACUACGUCUCCAGGGACACCUUCUUGGGAGGCCCUGGGAAUGUUUGGAGAGAUAUCGAUUUUGCCCACGAGUCUGCUGCAUUUCUGCCCUGGCACCGAGUCUACCUGCUUCACUGGGAGCAUGAGAUACGCAAAAUCACCGGAGAUUUCAACUUCACCAUCCCGUACUGGGACUGGAGGGAUGCCCAGUCCUGUGAGGUGUGCACUGACAAUCUGAUGGGUGGACGUAACGCCCUUAAUCCAAACCUCAUCAGCCCUGCUUCUGUUUUCUCCUCAUGGAAGGUGAUCUGCACCCAGCCAGAAGAGUACAAUAACCAAGAGGCUUUGUGUAACGCUACUGCAGAAGGUCCACUGUUACGUAACCCUGGCAACCAUGAUCCAAACCGCGUGCCACGGAUCCCUUCGACCGCUGACGUAGAGUUCACCAUCAAUCUUCCAGAGUAUGAGACCGGACCCAUGGACCGGUUUGCCAACAACAGCUUUCGAAACGUCUUAGAGGGUUUCGCCAGCCCAGAAACAGGCAUGGCUGUGCAAGGCCAGAGCACCAUGCACAAUGCACUGCAUGUCUUCAUGAACGGCUCAAUGUCCUCAGUCCAGGGGUCAGCCAAUGACCCCAUCUUCCUCCUCCACCAUGCUUUCAUCGACAGCAUCUUUGAACGCUGGCUAAGGACCCAUCAGCCUCCUCGAUCCAUCUACCCACGUGCUAACGCACCCAUUGGCCACAAUGACGGCUACUACAUGGUGCCAUUCCUUCCUCUUUAUAGGAACGGAGACUACCUCCUGUCCAACAAGGUUCUUGGAUACGAGUACGCCUACCUGUUGGACCCAGGUCAGAGGUUUGUGCAGGAGUUCUUGACCCCCUACCUUGAGCAGGCCAUGCAGAUCUGGCAGUGGCUCCUGGGGGCCGGGAUCCUCGGUGCUUUCAUUGCCGCCCUGCUUGCUGCUGUGAUCGUUUUUGCCAGAAGGAAGUGGAGACGUAACCAGAAGAGAAAGAGGGCACCCAGCUUUGGAGAGAGACAGCCACUGUUGCAGAGCAGCUCAGAAGAGGGUUCAUCGUCCUACCAGACCACACUUUAACACAGAGAAAAACCCUGCGGCAUUGCUCCCUGUGUUCUAAUAAAAGGAAAAACAUUACAUACUGGAACCUUUAAAACAAUAAAGCAAUUUAUUACUGUAUGUUCUCACCGACCACAUCUAGACAAGACCUGGAUCGACAAAGACAGCUACGUUUUAAGUUAUUUAUCUCAGUACUUUAUCGGUCUAAUUACAUGUAGUUCAGUUGAUAUGUUGGCAAACACUUUAAAACCAUAUAAUAAAAAAUAAUAAUAAUUUUCAGGAAAUAUUGCAUCGGUGAAGCCUGUUCUGACAUUGAAUGCUUGUGUUGUUAGAGGUGGACCUCAAGUGCACUGAGCCCCCAAAACCCUCAAAGAUCCUUAAAUUCCCACUCCAAUCAUCUUUUGAUUUAUUGUUAAAGCAUUCCCAGUGUUCUUUUAAUUAUGAUUUUGCCCAAAUCAAAAACCUGUAUCAUUUGACAAAGUUUCUGCAGGGUUGCAGUAGUUCAUUAUUAAUUCACCUCUGGGUUGUGGGCAGGACUGUUGGCAAAACCAACUGCAAAAAAGGAUAAAGAUUAAUCAUGAAAAUGCAUGAUUUAAUAAAAAAAAAAAAUGAUGAAAAUUUCUGUGAUUUUCUUUAUCUUUUCUUCUGGACAAAUGUUGCUUCACUUGGUUGUGGUGCACAAUCCCUUCAAUUGCUUAAAUAGUAGUAUGGCAGCAUUGAACUUAAAGAACUGAAAAACUUGUUUGAUCUUUAAUACAUUUUUGGUUAAGGACCCUCUAUUACUGCUAUUAGAGAAAUCCUCAGAUAAAAGGUCACAAAUUGAAAAUACAGUUAUUUAUUUCCC
Oryzias melastigma (Indian medaka) is the source of this 2735-nucleotide messenger RNA. It is a transcript of the gene tyr, whose product is annotated as tyrosinase. Gene Ontology annotation, biological process: melanin biosynthetic process; pigmentation. The transcript is spliced from 5 exons. The record is from RefSeq and is a predicted model, not a curated record. NCBI's taxonomy places the organism in Eukaryota, Metazoa, Chordata, Actinopteri, Beloniformes, Adrianichthyidae. Gene Ontology annotation, molecular function: tyrosinase activity. Bases 290 to 1912 code for a protein of 540 amino acids.